This is a messenger RNA of Xenia sp. Carnegie-2017, 597 nucleotides long. RefSeq lists its product as uncharacterized. The transcript has 3 exons. Lineage: Eukaryota; Metazoa; Cnidaria; Anthozoa; Malacalcyonacea; Xeniidae. The record is from RefSeq and is a predicted model, not a curated record.
AUGAAUAACGGAUGUCUUGCAUGUGUCGUACCUACUUUUGCAAAAGCACUUUUAUCAUCGGCAUAUCUUGGAUUCAGGUCUUAUGGUUUUUAUGAUAUUUAUGAAUUCAACACCAACAAAAUCAUUCAUGUCUACUGUGACUUGACUUCAGAACCUGGGUCAGCGUGGACGUUGGUCAUGUCGUAUGCUUUGAAGAACAACAACUCUCAAAUGAAUUAUAUGAAGUCCCAGUCAACCCAUUGGAGAGUAACGUGCAGUUAUCCAAAGAACAAAGUUGAUUAUAUAGAUUAUGUGAGAUCAAAGUUUUCUGAUCUUGAUGUGAUGACUUUUUCUGGUUCUGAUAUUUGUAAGAAAGUAGAGUUUGUAAACAUCCGUGGUCAUCAAUGCGCUCAGUGUACGUCGAAAUGGUGGCAAGUGUGAAAUACCUAAUUAGCAAUCAUUGAGAGUAGUGUUUCAGGUUGUCAGUUUGACGCUCGCAUUGGUUCUGUAUAUUCUGAGGAUAACUUUGGCUACUAUGGUGUGUUUAACAAUAAGUUCCGUUGCACAGAAAAUAAUCAGGUUUCCACAACAAACUGGUGGUUUGGAGCUUAUAAAUAA